Paraphaeosphaeria sporulosa is the source of this 896-nucleotide messenger RNA. RefSeq lists its product as uncharacterized. Lineage: Eukaryota; Fungi; Ascomycota; Dothideomycetes; Pleosporales; Didymosphaeriaceae. Bases 242 to 790 code for a protein of 182 amino acids. The record is from RefSeq and is a predicted model, not a curated record. The transcript has a single exon.
CUUUCUAUCAUUUGGCGUUUGAGAUAUAUAGUUGUAGAGCAGACAUUGUCCAUCUCGAUCCCUUCACCCGUCAUUCGUGAUCGCACACAACUCAUUCUGCCACCUACCCAUCAAGCCCAAGAUCUACCAUAUGGCCCACUCAUCUCGAGGCUUAGUGUCUGAGAUAGAUGGGUAGAGCGGAGCACCAGCGCUUCAGUGCGACCACAAUCCACCACCUCUCAGCUUGCACCCAACCGACGACAUGACCUACGACGUACGGCCUCCCAGCGUCCUGGAUCACCCACCUUCUUCCAAUCACGCUCCCGUUCUACGAGCCGCUUGCAAUCCUCGCUUCCUCGCAAUGACACGAUAUCAGCCGCCGUCCAAGCCCUCCACUGGCAUGCACACUCCCAAACUCGGGCCACGCCUCUCGCAGGAUCCCAUCAAUCUAAUCUACGCCGCGGCCCACAACCUCCAUGCGGAAGCUCCCACGUCUCGUGCCUCAUCCCACGAUGAUCUCUCGAUCCCGAUCCCGAUCCCCCACCGCUUCCGCAUCCUCUCCCCCAACACAACACUUCGACACUGCAUGCUCCGCACCUCGAAACGCGUUCAGAGAUACAAGUCCCGUGUGAACAAAGAGGUGCUAAAGAUGGCCCAAGGAUACGGGAGACGGUGGUACCUAGGAGGUACCACCACCGCGGUGCACAUCCGACGAUCUCUGUCGUCAUACCGCAGAUCCCCAUUUCGCACCUCUCACCCGCUGCAACCAGCGGCCCUCGCUUCCGCGCGCAGUGGGUGCGCAGCUGCAUGACGUCCGCUGUGUCCCGCGCUCGUCCUCACGAUAUAUAAGCAGUGCAAGCCUCGCGUCCUCGGGCACGUGUCUACGCUUUCGACAUUGUGGAAAACUUUGCUUGGCG